This is a messenger RNA of Branchiostoma floridae (Florida lancelet), 515 nucleotides long. RefSeq names its product xanthine dehydrogenase-like. The coding region runs from base 231 to 515 and encodes 94 amino acids. Gene Ontology annotation, molecular function: oxidoreductase activity; iron ion binding; iron-sulfur cluster binding. The record is from RefSeq and is a predicted model, not a curated record. NCBI's taxonomy places the organism in Eukaryota, Metazoa, Chordata, Leptocardii, Amphioxiformes, Branchiostomatidae. The transcript has 3 exons.
UAAGACAUCCUGGCUUAAGCCGCAGUGCGACUGUUGUUUUUUUUCUCCCGCUUAUAGCUCCUGCUAUAAGGCUGUUUUGAUUGUGCUCGAGGCACCUCCUCCAACGCCUUUUAUUUGAAUAUUUGACUCAUUGUGUACUUUAAACUUAGAUACUGCUAUUGGUGAAGCAAGCUUAAGGACAAGAACAUUGCAAAGGUCAGAGCAGCACUGAGGCAGACUUUAGUGACAUCAUGGCUGCUGCUGCAUCCAUGAACCUGACCUUCUGGGUAAAUGGAACUCAACACGAAGUUCAAAACCCUGACCCCUCCAUGACCUUAAACGAAUGGCUGAGGUCACAGCGUGGACUGACGGGGACAAAGGUCAUGUGUGGGGAAGGAGGGUGCGGCUGCUGUGUUGUCAUGGUGACACAUCCCGAUCCAGCCAAUGGUGGAACACUUUCCUACACUGUCAACUCUUGCCUGUGCCCCCUGUGCAGUGUGGAGGGCUGGACCAUCACCACAGUGGAGGGGGGAUAA